CAGAGUAGUGUAACUUUUGAUUGAUUUUCUGCAGGAGAUUCUGGAGAUCAAGCACACAGUGUAUUUCAUCGUUUUUAAAACUGUGUUUAUACGACUCUACUUAUUCUAUAUGGUUUAGCCUUAUGCAUGUAUACUUAUUCUGAAACAGACUUGGUUCGUUUGCAUUCCAUAGGACUUCAAUUCCCAGAAGCCCGCGGGAGGGACAGGGGGCGGGGUGCAGCUGUCAGAAAGGAGGAUCACGUUUCUAUUUACUUUCAUAGAAUUUGCAAACAUAAGAGUCAUUUAAACCAGAGAAGCAAUGGAACAGAUACAGACUGUAACGACAGCGACGGGAGAAAGUGUGGUCCCAGGGGAUGAAGGCAAGGACAAGUUUAAGAAAUGUGACCAGAUUGCCUUUUACAGACGGCAGAAGCAGCUCGCUGGAUCGGUGCGGUACCACGCUCUGCUAGACACCCUGGAGGUAUCGGAGACCCACGCAGAGCUGCAGCUUCAGCACACACACACAGAGGCCCACCUGCUUCUCCAAGUGUGUGGAAUCAAGGGCGGGGCCAUCAGGGUAAAGAUCAACGAGCUGCAGCCUAUCAGAGCCAGAUAUGAGGUUCCGGAUGUUCUGAUUGGAGAGCCGGUCACUCAGAGACUGAGAGCCGAGCCAGGAGGGGGCGACGCUGUCACCCUGAGUGCAGAGGAAUGCGGGUUCCAGGUCCGGGUCAAGGGUCACCCGUUCCUAUUGGAGGUUGAGUGCGAAGGGGAGGUGCUGGUGAGCGUGAACGCACAGGGGAGACUGCACUUCGAGACACUGCAGACUCCACCCACUCAGGGGGUCUCGUCUGUUGACAGUGACAAGGUAGUUCUGCACACUGUAGACCCUUCCCAUGAUGCAGUAGAACACCUCUCAUCCAAAUGGCUCCAGGGACGGAUAAAGGGGUCCUACUGUAUCUGUUCUCAAGGUUGUAUGUUUCAGAUUAGGAACAUUUGUAUGGAAACUAACUCACAUUUUAUAUUAUUAUUCCAGGGGGAAGAUUCCCAAGGGCUGUGGAAAGAGGAAUUUAAAACGUUCCUUGAUGUGAAAGCAAAUGGACCCAGUUCUGUGGGCCUGGAUUUCUCUCUCCACGGAUUUGAGCAUGUUUACGGGAUUCCUGAACACGCAGACACGCUUCGGCUCAAAAACACCCGUGCUGGGGAGCCUUACCGCUUGUACAACCUGGACGUCUUUGCCUAUGAGAUUCACAGCAGGCUGGGUCUCUACGGCACUGUCCCCCUGCUCCUAGGACACAGACUGGGCAGGACCGUCGGCAUCUUCUGGUUGAACGCCUCCGAGACCCUGCUGGACAUCGGCAAUGAGACUGAAACCGAGUCCUCACUCCAGGGGCCUCCUCAGAAGAAGAGAAGAGAGGUUCCCUCCACUGAGCUGCACUGGAUGUCGGAGAGCGGAGUCAUUGAUGCCUUUGUCUUGCUGGGCCCGUCUCCUCUCGACGUCUUCAAACAGUUUGCAUCACUUACAGUUCAGUGGGCUGAGAUGCCAGUUCGUUGCAGUGACAUGCAGGCUCAUUGUGGUGCAGGCUUCCAGGCGCUGCCCCCCCUCUUCUCUCUGGGGUAUCACCAGAGCCGAUGGAACUAUGAGGACGAGGCAGACGUGCUGGCAGUGGACGCCGGCUUCGACCAGCGAGACAUCCCCUACGAUGUCAUCUGGCUGGACAUCGAGCACACCGACGGCAAGCGAUACUUCACCUGGGACAGCAAGAGAUUCCCAGACCCCGCCCGCCUGCAGCGCCAUCUACAGCGCUGGAGUCGCAGGUUGGUGGUUAUCAGUGAUCCACACAUCAAGGUUGACCCGGACUACCCUGUGUACAGAGACGCCAGCGAGCAGGGCUGCUUCGUGAGGGACCGAGCGGGCCGGGUGUUUGAGGGGUCCUGCUGGCCAGGUCCCUGCUCCUACCUGGACUUCACCAGUCCGCUUGUGCGGGACUGGUACAGCAGCCAGUUUGCCUUGAAUAAAUACAAGGGUUCAACAGACGCCCUGUUUGUCUGGAAUGACAUGAAUGAGCCCUCGGUGUUUGACGGGCCCGAGCAGACCAUGCCGAAGGAUGCAGUGCAUUGUGGCGGAUGGGAGCACAGGGAGCUGCACAACCUGUAUGGAUUCUACCAGCACUGGGCCACCAUGGAAGGUUUGAUCCGGCGCUCGAAAGGCACAGAGCGGCCCUUCGUUCUCACGCGCUCCUUCUUCGCAGGCUCCCAGAGGUUUGGUGCUGUAUGGACAGGGGACAAUGUGGCUUCCUGGGAUUACCUGAAAAUCUCCAUCCCAAUGCUCCUCACUCUCAGCAUCACUGGAAUAUCAUUCUGUGGAGCGGAUGUGGGAGGUUUUUUCCAGGACCCGGAGCCGGAGUUGCUGGUCCGCUGGUACCAGGCGGGGGCGCUGCAGCCCUUCUUCAGAGGACACUCUGCCAUGCAGACCAAGCGGCGCGAACCCUGGCUCUUCGGAGACGAGAACACUCGCGCCAUCAGUGACGCCAUCCGCGAGCGCUACCGCCUGCUGCCCUACUGGUACAGCCUGUUUCACCGCGCGCACUGCCACGCAGAGCCGCCCAUCAGGCCACUCUGGGUUGAGUUCCCUGGAGAGAUACAGAGCUUUGAGAUGGAAGACGAGUACAUGAUAGGGAAUGCGUUGCUGGCUUGCCCUGUGACGGAUUCUGGGGUGACAGAAGUGAAUGUUUUAUUUCCUGGUUCAGGGGAGUUCUGGUAUGACAUCAGGACAUUCAGACGCUUUGAGGGAGGCACGAACACAAGUGUCCCUGUGACCCUGGACAGUGUUCCUGUCUUCCAGCGAGGCGGCACCAUUGUCCCCAGAAAGACGAAAGCGGGCCGGUCAACGGCCUGUCUGAGCUCCAUCCCCUUCGAUCUGACUGUGGCCCUGGAUUCAGAGGGCUGUGCGGAGGGGGAGCUGUACGUGGACGACGGCCAUUCCUUCAACUACAGAACAAAGCAGGAGUUCACACUGAGGAGAUUCACCUUCCGCAACAAGACGCUGUCCUGCAGCUGUGCUGAUGAGAAAGGGCAGUUCCAGUGUGUGUGUUCAGUGGAGAGGGUUGUGUUCCUGGGACUGGAAGCCAAGCCAUCCGCAGUGAUUGUGCAGCAAGGUUCAGGUGUACAUGAGAAAAAAAAGACCUUUCGUUUUGAGGAGGAGACUUCGAUGUUGACUGUGGAAAACCUGAAAUUAAAGACUGUUCACAGCUGGGAACUGAAGAUCAAAUAGAAAUGCUCUAUGAACCAGCAUGGAUCACCGGCUGUGCUGAGUAUAGAUUGAUUACACAAGGGUGAUAGACACACGUGUGUAUGUCCCCACCUCACCUGUAAGUUGCACACUAAUGUAACGGCACUGAUGAAGACAUUAGCUGUCAUGCAUGCGUGAUAUACCGUAGGUCUCAAAUGUGCAGAUUUAAAAGAAACUUGUAUUAGAGCAAACAUGUUUUAUUUAAAAAUGUGCUCUGUGGCACUACUUUAGGUUAAAGGGUACAUCAGCACCACAUGAAAAAUAAAACAUAAACUAUCCCACCUUGCUGUUCCGAAUGUAUUUGGUCAUUGUAUAAUAAUCCCUACGCGCCCAAACAUCUGCAUAAUGCCACACUGCUUGUGUCCAAAAUCACUGUUCUCAAGCAUCUCUUUUGAGCCAAAAAACAUGACUUCCGCUUGUCCCCUCACAUGUGCUGUGAAACGUACCAGCACAUGCCCAGUGAAGCGUAUAAGCCAUUACCUCCGUGUGGAAACACACUAGUUUGUGUGACAAACCCUUUACCUUUUAGAAUGUAUGAAUAAAGUACAGUUUGAUAUGAAUGUGUCUGACCUCCAGUAGUUUGCACAUUACUAACCCUGCAGUACAUGUUGUGUGCACGCAGCCACUGCUGUACAGCUGGGUUACCAACUAGAUCCAUUCUUAACAAGGAAGAAUGAUUGAACACAUGGAGGCAAGGGAGGCUUGAGAGAGGCUCAUUUGUUUUACAUUUCUUUUUAAAUCACAGGGGCUGCAGUCCCUUGGCACACAUCCCCAGCCUCGUUCUGUGGUUGAUUUUUAAAACAUGAUUUUUAUUUCUGUGUAAAUGUUGUUUUGUAUGUCAGUUUCAAUCAGAACUGUUGGUUCUUCUGUCCUAAAAUACAGUGACCACAGAAGAAACGUCCUGCAAUCUGCAUACUGGAGAUGUGGCACCUGAACCUUACACCAGAGGGCAGUUCAUUUCAGUGUUUAAACUGUAAACACUUUUAAACGUUUCAACUUGAGCAUACUGUUUUGGGAAGUAACCAAACCAAAAAGUUUAGACAUUCAACUAUUCAACACCCCAGGCAGUUAUUAUUGACGGCAGUUCAGCAUUUUACAGUAGACCUCUUUUAACAGCAAUGGCAGUAUUACCAGCAAGUCAUUUCAACAUGGUGCUUUGGAGAUUCUUGUCUACUGUAAGAACUUAAGAACAUAAGAAAGCUUACGAGCGAGCAGAGCCCUUCAUUUACAAACCCGUCAGUGCUAGUCCAGUUCCUAGCAGCUGGGCGAGCUCCAAACUUUGUCAAGCCAGAUCAUAAAAAGACACCUGUCAUUCAGCAUCGACGAGAUAGCCCAUUCCAUUCCUCACCACUCUGUCUAAGAAGGUGUCUCCUUCCCUCUGUCCUAACUCUAUCUCCACUUUGAUAAACAUGUUGUAUGAAAUGCAUGAUAAUCCAGCUGAGCAGUCAACACAGUGAGUAACCGCAGUGAUCAUGGGCUGGAUUCAAAGUGUGAUUCCUUUCUUCUGUCCUUGCAGAACACCAGUACCCACCCUCUACUUGGGUAUGCCAUUGCGUGGAUGCGGUUUGGCCAAGCAUUCUACUGGGCCGCACUGUAACUUUAGAAAGGGACUGAUUGUUUUUUUUUACAGCUACAUGAUCUUCAGUUAUCUUCUGAUGAUUUCAGAGUCUCCUGGAGUCGCAUCGACCACAACACAACAAAUCAAAAACCGUUUGUGUUUUGGAUUUCUUUUUAAAUCACAUGUGCUACACUAGCUUGGCUCUCAUUUCCAUCUGCUGUUUUUUAUUUAUUUAUUUAUUUAUUUAUUUAUUUAUUUAUUUAUUAGCACAGACGCCCUUAUCCAGGGUGACUUACAACUGUUACAAGAUAUCACAUUAUUUUCACAUACAGUUACCCAUUUAUACAGUUGGGUUUUUACUGGAGCAAUCUAGGUAAAGUACCUUGCUUAAGGGUACAGCAGCAGUGUCC
Molecule: messenger RNA, 5236 nt
Organism: Acipenser ruthenus (sterlet)
Lineage: Eukaryota; Metazoa; Chordata; Actinopteri; Acipenseriformes; Acipenseridae
Gene: ganc
Product: glucosidase, alpha; neutral C
Exons: 23
Coding region: 299-3250 (983 amino acids)
Biological process (GO): carbohydrate metabolic process; N-glycan processing
Molecular function (GO): alpha-1,4-glucosidase activity; carbohydrate binding
Source: RefSeq, a predicted model, not a curated record